Messenger RNA from Hypanus sabinus (Atlantic stingray), 3664 nucleotides. RefSeq names its product histidine triad nucleotide binding protein 3 (gene hint3). The record is from RefSeq and is a predicted model, not a curated record. The transcript has 5 exons. Gene Ontology annotation, molecular function: catalytic activity. Bases 16 to 729 code for a protein of 237 amino acids. Lineage: Eukaryota; Metazoa; Chordata; Chondrichthyes; Myliobatiformes; Dasyatidae.
UCAAAGUUCCCGGGCAUGGUUGAGAUCAAUCGACGACGUCGGAGUGCGAUUGCCGCUAAUCGAUGCUCUCGGAGUGCGGCUGAUCACGUUGUCAUGGCGGCGGCUGUUGACACCCAGGUUGCGGCCUCGGGAGAGUCCCAGGUUCUCGAUGAGGCCGAAAGGGAGUCCGUCAGCCCAACUCCAGCACCCGCCUUGACACCCGUCGCGUCUCCGACCCCCGCACCAUCCGGUACUGAUGCCGAGGAUCCGGCCCCAUCCCCCGCAAGCACUUCGGCCCUGGCAGAGGCUGGGAGCAGCUUCGAUAAAAACUGCAUCUUCUGUAAAAUCGGGAGUAAAGAGCAGCCGGCGGUCCUGGUGCAUUGGGAUGAACAGUUUGCUUGUUUUCGGGACAUCCAUCCUGGUGCACCCCAUCAUUAUCUUGUAGUGCCGAGGAAACAUAUUGGAAAUUGCAAAUCUCUGAAAAGGGAACACAUAUCAAUAGUUGAAGCGAUGGUGACUGUUGGGAAAAAUGUACUCCUUCAAAAUGGCAUAGAUGAUCUGUCCGAUGUGAGGCUUGGUUUUCACUGGCCACCAUUUUGCUCAGUAACUCAUCUACACUUGCAUGUACUAGCUCCAGCUAGUCAGAUGGGAUUUAUAUCAAGAAUGACUUAUAGACCAAAUUCCUACUGGUUUAUCACGGUUGAACAGUUGAUUGAAAAGCUUAAGACUCUCCCAGGUGAUUCCAAAUGAAGCUGAACAAUUGAAGACCAGGGUGUAGAUCCAGAAGUUCUUUCUAUUUCAAGACUAUAAUUGUUCUUUAACCUGAUCCAACUUUUGGUUUAAUCAAAUAGCAUUAAGAGAUGAUAAUUCUACCUGAAAAAUGUCAUUUAAUAGGUUCCUGAAUACUUGAUGUUUAAAUACAAUACGGAUUAUAGCUAGGCUUCAAGUCCAUUUAACUCGGUCCUAAGUUGAAUGCAUAGAAGGUCGUAAAUAGUUAACUAAACCUGACAGCAUGCAAUUGAUUGUAACCCAAAAUGGAAAGAUUGAAGAACUUUUAUUACAUAUACAAAUGUUCUUAUACAGCUUAUCUUACAUUUUGUUGAAUAUUUAAUUGCACUGGCAUCAAUACAAGUUUUGUGGUAGAUGUUUCAAUGUGCAUCAAGUACUUAAUUUGUAUCUGAAUAUAUAGAAUGGAAGUCAGACUUUAGUAAUUUAAGUUUGAUAAUUGUAUUCCCACUUGAACAGUUCAACUUAUAAAAUUGCACAGGCACGAAACAAUCUUUCACUGCUUGUAAUUUAUAAACAAACGCAAGUUAAAAUUGAAUGUCCAAUGUGUCAUUGAGUUAAGAAUUAUUCAAAUCUAUGACUUACUGAAUUAAUUUAUUUAUUAAUAAAAUAAAUAUAAUGAAUCACAUUAUAACAGCUGGUGAUGGUUUCCAGCACGCAUAGCCACAAUACAUUUAUAUUAUAAGGAAAUGCAAUACAUUUUAAAUGCACUCUUUAAAAAAAAACCAAGUUAAAAUCUGUUUCUCAACUGAAUGGAAGAAAUAUUUGGAAAGCUGUUAAGUUGGUGAAGGGAAGGGUGAAAACAACAACCACUUUGACCUCCCUAAUCUGUUAAUCACUCAACUGUUAAUCACCCUCCCAUCACUUGCCAGCUUGUGCCUCACCUCUUCCCCUAGUCUCUGUACAGGCUACAUCUCCUCUAGCUUUCAGUCCAAAUGAACCAGAAACUGCAAUUGUCUGUUUUUCUCCACAGAUGCUGAUUUCCACUGGCAUCAAUCCUCAGUUUUAUUUUGCUCUAUGUGUACUUAAUUAACAACAUCAGAGCAGUGGAUGUAAUGGAUGUGAAUUUCAGUAAGGCAUUUAAUAAGGUUCCCCAUGUGAGGUUCCUUCAGAAAGUAAGGGGGCAUGGGAUACAAGGAGACCUUGCUUUGUGGAUCCUGAAUUGGCUUCACCACAGAAGGUGGUUGUGGAUGGUUCAAGUUCUGCAUGAGUACAGUGACCAGGGUGUUCCACAGGAAUCUAUUCUGGGAUCCCUCCUCUUUGUAAUUUUUAUAAAUGACCUAGAUGAGAAAGUAGAAGUUUGUUGAUGAUACAAGAGUUGGGGGCAUUGUGGAUAAUCUGGAGGGUUGUCAGAAGUUACAGCAUGACAUCGAUAUGAUGCAGAACUAGGCUGAGAAGUGGCAGAUGGACUUCAACCCAGAUAAGUGCGAAGUGGUUCAUUUUGGUAGUUCAAAUUUGAAGACAGAAUAUAAUAUUAAUGGUAAGUCUCUUGGCAGUGUGGAGGAUCAGUGAAAUCUUGGAUCCAUGUCCAUAGGACACUUAAAGCUACUGUGGAGGCUGAGUGUUAUUAAGAAGGUGUAUAGUGUGUUGGCUUUCAUCAACCUUGGGAAUGAGUUCAAGAGCCAUGAAGUAAUGUUACAGUUAUAUAAGACCUCAGUUAGACCUUACUUGAAGCACUGUGUUUAGUUCUGGUCAUCUCAUUACAGGAAGAAUGUGGAUGGUAUAGAGAGAGUGCAGAGGAGAUUUGCAAGGAUGGUUGUCUCGAUUGGAGAGCGUACUUCAUGAGAAUAGGUUGGGUGAACUCGGCCUUUUCUCCUUAAAACGACAGAGGAUGAGAGGUGACCUGAUAGAGGUGUAUAAGACGAUGAGAGGCAAUAAUUUUGUGGAUAGCCAAAGGCUUUUUCCUAGGGCUGAAAUGGCUAACAAGUGGGGGGCCUAGUUUUAAGGUGCUUGGAAAUAGUACCAGGGGGAUGUCAGAGUUUUUCACACAGUGGUGGGUGUGUGGAAUGCACUGCCAGCGAAGGUGGUAGAGGUAGAUACAAUAAGAUCUUUUGAGAGACUCUAAGGUACAUGGACCUUAGAAAAAGGUUCAUGGGGUAGGAAAAUUCUAGGCAGCUUCUAGAGUAGGUUACAUGGUCAGCACAACAUUGUGGGCCAAAGGGCCUGAAAUAUGCUGUAGAUUUUCUAUAUUCUAUGUUCUAUUUACUUAAUUCUAUCCAUCACAAUUACAUGCACUAAGACUUUGAUAAUAUGUAGGCAUAGGCUGAUAAGUGAUAAGUAACACUUGGUCAGGUUGCCACAAAUGCCAAGCAACUUUCACUAUCUUGGAUCUUCUAUGAUAUUACCUUCAGUUGUCUACAAUAUGUGGGGAGAUAGUGCUCUAAGGAGCCAUGAUAACUAGGCUACUAGAGCAAGUCAGAAUCAAGCUUAAUAUCAUUAGCAUUAUAUUUGUUAACUUAAUGGCCACAGCAAAAUGCAAUACAUGAUUUAGAAAAAGAUGAAUUACGGUAAUUAUUAAAUAAUUAAUUAGAAAUAGUAGUGUAAAAACAGAAAUGAUUUAAAAAUUGAGGUAGUUGUUUACAGGUUCAAUGUCAAUUUAGAAAUCCAAUGGCAGAGGAGAAGAAGCUGUUCCUGAAUUGUUUCUGUAUUGCCUUUCUAACUAAAAUGGGAAGAGGACAUGUCCUGGGUGAUGGGGGGGGGGGGGGGGGGACGGACAUAAUACUGGACACCACCUUUUUGAGCCACCACUGCUUGAAGAUGUCUUGGAUACGAUGGAGGCUAGUAGCCAUAACGGAGAUGACUAAUUUUACAAUUUUAUGUAGUUUCUUUUGAUCCUGUGCAUUGCCCUGCUCCCCCCACCCCCAUACCGAACUGUGAUAUAGACAGUCAGAUUCCUCUC